Messenger RNA from Dipodomys ordii (Ord's kangaroo rat), 1207 nucleotides. RefSeq names its product chromosome unknown open reading frame, human C4orf27. The transcript is spliced from 8 exons. Gene Ontology annotation, cellular component: nucleus. Gene Ontology annotation, biological process: DNA damage response; regulation of protein ADP-ribosylation. The record is from RefSeq and is a predicted model, not a curated record. NCBI's taxonomy places the organism in Eukaryota, Metazoa, Chordata, Mammalia, Rodentia, Heteromyidae. Gene Ontology annotation, molecular function: poly-ADP-D-ribose binding; histone binding. Bases 30 to 1088 code for a protein of 352 amino acids.
CGAGUCGCGGCCGACGCUGCGGCUGCAGGAUGGUCGGAGGCGGUGGCCGUGGCGGCGGCGGCGGGAAGCGGCGGCUCGGCAGAGAGGGACAGCAGUGUGAAAAGACAGUUGAAGAAAAGAAAAGUAAAUCUUGUGAAGCUGAUAUCUCCAGUGAUCUUCGAAGAGAAAUAGAAAAUCAUUAUAAGCUUUCUCAGCCUGAAGAUUUCUAUCACUUCUGGAAGUUUUGUGAAGAACUUAAUCCCGAAAACCCAGCUGAUUCACUUUCUACAAGCCUUGGACUUCGAUUAGUGGGUCCUUAUGAUAUCCUUGCUGGGAAACAUAAAUUAAAGAAAAAAUCCAUAGACUUAAAUUUUAAUCUUCACUGGAGGUUUUAUUAUGAUCCUCCUGAGUUCCAGACCAUUAUUAUAGGAGAUAAUAAAACUCAGUACCACAUGGGAUAUUUCAGAGAUUCUCCUGAUGAACUUCCUGUGUAUGUUGGUACAAAUGAAGCAAAGAAGAACUGUGUAAUUGUUCAAAGUGGAGAUAAUAUGUUUGCUGCAGUCAAAUUAUUUUUGAUGAAAAAACUUAAAGAAGUAACUGAUAAAAAGAAAACCAGCCUCUUGAAAAGCAUAGAUGAAAAACUCACAGAUGCAGCCAGAAAAUUGGGAUACUCACUGGAACAGAGAACCAUGAAGAUGAAACAGAGAGACAAAAAAGUUGUUACCAAGACCUUUCAUGGUGCAGGCCUGGUUGUCCCAGUAGAUAAAAAUGAUGUUGGAUAUAGAGAGCUCCCUGAAACAGAUGCUGACCUUAAGAGAAUUUGCAAGACAAUUGUUGAGGCUGCAAAUGAUGAGGAGAGACUAAAGGCAUUUGCUCCUAUUCAGGAAAUGAUGACCUUUGUACAGUUUGCUAAUGAUGAAUGUGAUUAUGGCAUGGGGCUUGAAUUGGGAAUGGACCUCUUUUGCUAUGGUUCACAUUAUUUUCAUAAAGUUGCUGGCCAACUUUUACCUCUUGCAUAUAAUCUGUUGAAGAGGAAUCUGUUUGCAGAAAUUAUUGAAGAUCAUCUGGCAAACAGAAAUAAAGAGAACAUAGACCAACUUGCAGGAUAAAUGAGGGUUUGUUCUGUUUGGUGUAUAUUAUUUUUAAAUGCCAUAUCAUACUUACGGGGGGUUGUUUUUAAGGAACACGGAAAAUAAAUGGAAAAAUGGAAACAUUUACUAAAAACUGA